Molecule: messenger RNA, 1034 nt
Organism: Mollisia scopiformis
Lineage: Eukaryota; Fungi; Ascomycota; Leotiomycetes; Helotiales; Mollisiaceae
Exons: 8
Coding region: 93-755 (220 amino acids)
Source: RefSeq, a predicted model, not a curated record
CUUCAUCUCUCUGCCUGUACCAUCAUCGUUUUCAUUCCAUCUUAUCAAGCGGUAGAAGCAUUCUGCUAUUGUCUUGGGAUAAAUUCAGUAUCAUGAAGUUACUCCCAGUUGCUCUUGUUCCUCUUUCCUUCUACCUACACAAAGCCUCCGCCGUGACAUGGUACUUCCUGCGAUGGUACACCCCUGACAGCUCGGUCGAGUUCACCGAGUUCUCUAUGGACAUGGUAGUCCCAACGCUUCCAGAAGCAGCAACAUAUUAUCUAUGGCCAGGACUUCAAGAUGUCGGAACAUCUGGAGUCUACCAAGAGGUCCUUGAUGGCAGAUCCGGAGAUUGGUGGAUUGGAGCUGGCUGGUGCUGCAGCGACCCAACCUUGUCCUGGGGCAGUGGAUUCAAUGUGGCUGCUGGAACUACUGUGGCUAUCAAUAUGACACGAGCUGUGCCCAAUUCUGCGGAUUGGACCUCUGUCAUCACUCAAGGCACUCAAACGGUGACGGACACUUUCCCGCUUGCCUACAAGAACAUGAAUCAAGCUCUCUUGGCAAUUGAACUGUACGACGUGACCUGGAACUUUGGACAGCUCGUUUGGAACAAUGUACAAAUGGUGGUAAACACUACAGAAACAUCAUGGUGCACAAGCGCGCCUGAGAAUUACGACUCUGCAACAGCUUAUACAAUGACGACUCCGGUGGUGAGUACCUCUGGGGGCAUAACUACCUGUACUAUUGAGCAGAUUGUGAUGGAAAGUCCUGCUUGAUGUGGGAUGAAAUUGAGCAUCCUGGUGUUGCCUGAUGCGUGGUCGGGUACGGUAUUGGCGUGGUUUGAGACUCUAUUCUACACGGAGAUGUGAUAUCAGAAAUUAUGUUUGAACGUAUCAUAAAACAUGUUCUAAGUUGCAAAUCAUAUUUUGACUACUUCUUCAUUGCGUCUUAUGGGAUACAAGAAUUAAAGGGGAAAUUCUACCUAGGAAGUUUUUAAGCGAGCUUUUUUCAAGCUCAGGUUCACUGUAAUUUAGCGAGUCUGGGCAACUUUAGGC